CCUGUUGAUGGUGAAAUGCAGAAAAUUCUAACAACGCAGUUGUUUCUUGGUUACGAUAUUAUAAUUUUUGAUUACGGUUUAAUGCACCGAAUUUUGGGCACCAAUGAAUGUGUGGCCAACUAUUUGGAUGGCGGUUUCAUGCGUUCCAUGUGGUGUAUCAAUCAUACAUUCGCCUUAAUCAUUCUACCGGUUGCUUUGUACUGUAUUCGACGACCUCUAUGGUUACUCUGGCCAUCUCUUCUAAUGCAGUCUGCUUAUGCCCUUGGACUUGGCGUUUUGACGAUGGCAAUCGCACCAAAACUAUUAGAAGCAUUUGGUGGUAAAGUUGAUGGCAGAUUGAUGGGGCAAUUUUCCAUCUAUACUGCCGGGUUUUGUCUAAAUUGGUUAUUUACCUUAGUUUUAUGGCACUACUACUGGUAUAUGGAAAAGCUGAUAGCAAAUAUACCGCACGAUGUUGACUAA
Messenger RNA from Enterobius vermicularis (human pinworm), 462 nucleotides. The record is from the annotation of a GenBank genome assembly. Lineage: Eukaryota; Metazoa; Nematoda; Chromadorea; Rhabditida; Oxyuridae.